CAAAUAGUAAAUAAAAAUAAAAAUUAACCUUUUACAUAUAAAUUUGUAGCCGGCACAUAAUAUAAAAUAUUAUAACAUUAAUUUAAUUUGUGAAUUCUGUAUUAAAUAAUGGAACAGUUUUCUGUAUUAUCUAAACAUUUUGUACAUUUUGUAUAUUCUAUACAUUUUGUUGUUGAUUUUGUUAGUGAAAAGUAUAAUUAAAGUGUAAAAUAAUUUUAAUAGCAUCCAUGCAUAAUUAUUGCAAUAAAGUAAGUUGAUAUGUAUGUCAGGAUAUUGUUAACAUGCACAUAGUGUUUAUAUUAGCCAUGCUCUUUAGCUUAUGUGUUAUAUUUCAUAUCAAAGCAUGAUAUAUCAACAUUCCUGGGUAAUAGUAACGCUUACUAGGAAUGUUGGAAAUUUUAAAAGUUAUUUAUUAAAAACAGUAGGAGUUUUUGUUAAAAUUCUGUGUAUUCUGGUAUAGGUUGUAAAUAGAGUGAUUUUUGAAGACAUUGGGUUUAGGUCUAAAGUUGACCGUAGCGAUCAUGAGUAAGAAUUAAUAAAAUACAUUAUACAAUUUUCUUGACAUAUUAGAAUGAUUUUUGCUGUAGAAUUUAUAAUAACUUAGUGUCAGACCAAAAUUUUUAAUGACAAAAAAACGUUUAAUGAAAAUUUAACUAUAAUAAAAUAAAUAUAUUUUAAUAAAAUAAUAAUAUAAUAUACUUGUAACCAAUAGUAAUAACAAGUUCUACCUCCUAAUAUUAAUCAUAUCAAAAUAUCAAAUUGUACAAGCAAAAGUUAAUUAUUGAAACAUAUUAGACACGUAGGUAACCAUAUUAUAUUAUUCAUGACUAAUAUCAUAAGUAACUGCUUUAUAAUAUUUUAUUGUGCAAUAAUAUAUCUUUAAAAACUAAGCAUAAUUUAUCUUUUACAGUUAACUCAAAAAAGCGAAAUUUUCCAUAAUUUUAGUCAUUUUUCAAUUAAAAUAAACACAAAAAAAAAUGUAUCGAGUAGCCGGUGAACCUAGUGGUAAUUUUAAAUGUAGUAAUCUUUUCACUUAAUUUAUCUUAGACCGUCAAUUGAAAAAGAUUAGGCCAUAUUGUUCUACUUUGAAGGUAGUAUUACAGUAUUUUAAUGACUUUUGAUAAUUUAAUAAUUACAAUAUUUUACAAUAAACCAUUUAAUGAAAUAUAAAUUUUAUUUUAUAUUACUAAUUUUGACUAAUUUAAAUCAACUAUAUAUUUUGAUAUAUUUAAUAAUUUGGGAGGGAUUUGACUAUAAUAAAAUUUAUUUUAAUAAUAUAAUAAUAUUAAAACAAAUGUAAUUUGUUAUUACUUAUUACAAAUAGUAAUAACAAUUACUACCUCCUAAUUAUAGUCAUAUCAAAACAUCAAAUUGUACAAGUAAUAAUUGGCACAUAAUAGGUAUGUAGGCACCUAUAUUAUAUUAUUCACGACUAAUAUCAUACGUAAAUAUUUUAUACAAUUAUGGUAUGCAAUUAUAUGUCUUUAUCAAUAAAUCAUAAUUUAUAAUAUUUAGUAAACAAAAAAAAGUGAAAAUUUCCAUAAUUUUAGUAAGUUUCAAAUUAAAAUAAACACGAAGUAACUUUUUUUGAUCCUGUAUCACGUAGGCAGUGAACCUAGCGGUAAUUUUAACUGCAGUAUUGUUUUCACUUAAUUUUCUUAGACCAUCAUGUAAAAGUGAUUACGCCGUAUUAAUCUACCUUGAAGGUAGGAUUACAGUAUUUUAAUGACUCUUGAUGAUUUUAAAUGUACAAAAUUUUAUAUUAAACCAUUUAAUAACAUUUAAUUUUAUUAUAAAAUAACUGAUUUUGUCUUAUUAAAAUCAACUUAUGUUUAAUAGGUAAUUUACAAAUUUGGCGAUCUAAACCUCUAGCCAGAACAUUUGGAUAAUCCGUCGACUACUACUAUAACGUAACGGGUAGCAAAGGAUACAAUUAUUUUGUCGACGUAGAAUAUCGUAUAAUUUGCGUAUCUAUUCGGAUUAAUUGCAAAUAUGCUGUUAAAAUUUAUCGUUUUGUAUGUUAUUUUUUAUUCUCUUAUGUCAUUGUCGGUACACGGUGAUGGUGACUUUGGUCCUGAUUUUCCAUUUCCUGACCCACCUGAUAAUCCACCUUUCACUUCUGACCCUGGCAAUCCAUCAAUUCCUAAUGUACCUGAAAUUCCAGGUACUCCUGGUCACCGUCACCGUUAUCCUGAUAGUUCACCCCCAGACGAUUGUGGUGGUUUCGGUUGUUGCCCCUCACCUUGUAGGAGAAAUUUAACAUGGGCCGAAUAUGAUUGUAAUAAAGGUUAUCAUAUUUAUGAACCCGAAAUACCUAAUUGUUAUUGCUGUAACUGAAAAUUUCAUUUAUUUGAGGCACAAUUGCAAACUAUUUCACAAAUUCAAUAAAAAUGUGAAAAAUCCAAAAUGAUCUUUCCAUUAUUUAUUCGAUUAAUGAAGCACACUAACAAAUUGAGGCACUGCUAACAUUUAAAUUAAUUUACACCUUCUAACCACAAGAAUAUUGGGAUGACAUUAUGUGCAUAUACCCUAAUAAUAAUAUAUUAUAAUAAACUUGCUGUAAUAAUUAUACAUUAAAUUUAUUAUUUUAGAUUAAAAGACAUUAAAAAUCAAUUUUUGUCAGUACAAUAUCUGUGUAAUACAUUUAUCAAAAGUGAUAAAAUUAAAUAGUUUUUAAUUACAGUUUAUU
Molecule: messenger RNA, 2689 nt
Organism: Cinara cedri
Lineage: Eukaryota; Metazoa; Arthropoda; Insecta; Hemiptera; Aphididae
Source: the annotation of a GenBank genome assembly